Molecule: messenger RNA, 832 nt
Organism: Anastrepha ludens (Mexican fruit fly)
Lineage: Eukaryota; Metazoa; Arthropoda; Insecta; Diptera; Tephritidae
Product: methylated-DNA--protein-cysteine methyltransferase, inducible
Exons: 1
Coding region: 169-738 (189 amino acids)
Biological process (GO): DNA repair
Molecular function (GO): methylated-DNA-[protein]-cysteine S-methyltransferase activity
Source: RefSeq, a predicted model, not a curated record
UAUACACUGUUAAUCUUUCGGCUUCCAAAUCGAAGUGAACAACUUCAGUUUUAGUGAUGAUGUAUGCCGAGGUGAAUUUAAUAUAAUUCACCUUGAUGUGUGCAUUGCGGCCAAGAUAAAUCAACACAAAAACAAAUAUGUACGCUAUUUUCCAAAACCUUUGUCACCAUGUUGAAUUCAAAAAAAGUUAUAUUUAAAUCGUUUGGUAACAAAAAACCAGUAAGAAUUUCCUAUGGCCUUGUUAAGACGGAUUUUGGAGAUAUUGUGCUAGGAUUUCUGAAAGACUCGAAUGACGCAGUUUGCUAUUUACAUUUUGCGGAAAGUUCCUCUGAUUGUACAGGCAAAGAAAAUAAGGCAAGUAAUUAUGAGGCACCACUUCAAAAACGUUGGCCGGACGCUUUGCUCUCGGAGGACUUGACUCAAGCGCAAAUGAUAGCCCAUAAAAUAUUCAGUGAUGAAGAGAGUACUAUACAUGUUUUAGUAGCUGGUACACCAUUUCAAGAAGCUGUAUGGGAAGAAUUAUUAAAAAUACCUUCUGGUCAGACUUGUACAUAUGGGGAUAUCGCUAAGCGGAUUGGGAAACCGAAAGCUGUGCGUGCAGUGGGAACAGCAGUGGGUAGUAAUGAAGUGUCGAUAGUCAUACCUUGUCAUCGCGUAAUUUCAAAAAAUGGUGAUAUUAAGUACGGAGGUGGCAAAGCACGCAAAAUUAGUUUACUGAAAUAUGAAUGUAAAAAAUAAUUUUGAAUGUUGUAAGCAAAUAUGUAUAAACAUAAUUAAAAUAGAUUGUACAAGAAUUUUAUAAAAUAAAAUGUUGGGAAACAAUAAGCAUUUG